This is a messenger RNA of Quercus lobata, 2355 nucleotides long. Its product is annotated as signal transducer, putative (DUF3550/UPF0682). The coding region runs from base 218 to 2098 and encodes 626 amino acids. The record is from RefSeq and is a predicted model, not a curated record. Gene Ontology annotation, biological process: DNA-templated transcription. Gene Ontology annotation, molecular function: transcription corepressor activity. The transcript has 10 exons. NCBI's taxonomy places the organism in Eukaryota, Viridiplantae, Streptophyta, Magnoliopsida, Fagales, Fagaceae.
AAGCAAUUAAUCAUUUACUCCAAAAACUCCUUUUUUUUUUUUUUACUUUAACCGGUAAAUCUCCAGUUACUCUCACAUUUUCCCUCGGAACUAACCGGUCAACCUCCUCCGUCUCUUCCUCCACUUCUCUUUCCAUCUGAUCAAACUCAGUCGCACACACAAUGCCAACUUUAUAAUCAGAAAAAAACCGAAAGAGAAGAAUUUCACAACUCAAAAAAUGUCUCAGAAUUCAAACACAAACGCAAACGCAAACACAAACAGUAACAGUAGUACCAGCAACGUGAUUCCGGUGAGCGAAUUGUAUUGGUCAUUGGUGGACAAAGCUGACAAGAAAUUCUCUAAGAUCAGAGACUUGCCCUAUUAUCAACGCAACAGGUAUGAUACAUACUUCUAUAAGGUAUUCAAAGUGUACACGCAGUUGUGGAAGUUUCAACAGGAGAAUCGGCAGAAAUUGGUGGAUGCAGGGCUUAAGAGAUGGGAGAUUGGUGAGAUUGCGUCUCGGAUUGCGCAGCUUUAUUUUGGGCAGUACAUGCGGACGAGUGAGGCGAGUUAUUUGUCGGAGUCCUAUGUAUUCUACGAAGCAAUAUUGACUCGUGAAUAUUUCAAGGAGGGAUUGUUUCAGGAUGUCAAUCUCGCGAACAAACAGUUGAGGUUUCUUGCUAGGUUUCUCAUGGUGUGUUUAGUUUUGAACCGGCGGGAAAUGGUUCACCAGUUGGUUAACCAGCUGAAAAUGUUGGUUGAUGAGUGCAAGAGGACAUUCCAGGAAACUGACUUUAAAGAAUGGAAGCUGGUGGUUCAGGAAAUAGUUAGAUUAUUGAAAGCUGACACGGCUUUUAUGAAUAUCAGGCCCUUGAGAUAUAGUCUUGUUUUGGACCCUCAUCCUGAUUCACUAUCACAUGAUCUCCCAUCUGUUCCAUUGAGAAAUUUAAGAUUACGAGAUGCAAUAUUGAGCAGCUACCAUCAUAAUGAGGUCAAGUUUUCAGAGCUUACUCUUGACACUUUCAGGAUGCUUCAAUGUCUGGAGUGGGAGCCUAGUGGCUCAUUUUAUCAGUCAAGCAGUGCAAGAAUUAUCCAGAAUGGAGCCUCGGGGUCUAGUCGUAUGAACUACUCCCAGGAUAUUGCUGAUCCUACUUUGCCACCUAACCCUCGGAAAGCCGUCUUAUAUCGUCCAUCUGUUACACAUUUCAUUGCAGUUCUGGCCACAAUUUGUGAGGAGCUUCCCCCUGAUGGAGUUCUUUUAAUAUAUCUGUCAGCUUCAGGUACUGGAACUUUUAUUGACACAACAGGGAAUUCUGCCAGGAAUCUUCAGUUGCAUGCUAUCUACUCUGAUGCAACCUCUGCUUCACCAUUUGGCCCCCAAUGUGAUGUCUUGGACCCUUCUCAGAAAAGUCAAGGAGAUUGUUUGCAACACCAAUCUGGUUGCUUGCAAUUUGGAACUCGUGGAAGUGGAGGAUUAAACUGCAUUUACCCUAGUGACUUUGUUCCGUUUACAAGAAGGCCACUUUUUUUAAUUAUUGACAGUGACAACAGUGCAGCAUUCAAGGCUAUAGUUGGAGCAGAAAAAGGAGAGCCAGUUGCUAUGCUCCUAUCUCCAAGCUCUUCAUCUCCCAUUGCUGCUGCUGAUUCCUCACGUCACACAAGUGGAAGGCUAUUCACCAUUUUUCUCACUGCUCCGUUGCAGGCUUUCUGUCUGCUACUUGGUCAUUCAGGUUCUGAUAUUGAUAUGGAUUUGUUUAACAAGGCUGAGAAGCUGCUUUCCUCAUCAUUAAAUGCUUGGGGAUCAGCUUUGGCAACAUCAAACACUCUAAAUCCUGUUUGGGCACAGACCCUGAGUGAUCCAUUCCUAAGACGACUUCUCUUAAGAUUCCUCUUUUGUCAGGCAGUCCUAACGCUAUAUGCCCCAACCUUCAAUAAGAAGGAAUUCCAUCCUAUGUGUAUGCCCCCUCUUCCGGUGUCUGUCCUGCCAACAACCACCAAUUCUCAAAUGGUCGUAAUGCAGAUUGCAAGCAUCUUUAAUGCAGUGAACAAUUUUAUCUUCUCUGAAGAAGUGGUGCUUCCUGAAGAUAAACAUGAUGACACUGAUGCGAUGUCCAAUUGAUGUACAUAUCUUGCAGAAUAUGAACUUCCAAGUUUAAAAUGUGUUUUUAUUUGUGGGUUUUGUAAUCUUUUCAUGAAAAUGAUCCUAGCAUCUUAGGAUGGGUUCUGUGCAGGAAAAUAAUUGCACAAAUACAGAGCUUCCAGGUUGUGAAUUUGUUAUUUGUGUAGAACAACUGGGUGAUGUUGAUAUUUUUUGAGUGGAGAAAAAAAAAUUCAGUAUGGAUGCAAUUUCGUGACAUUCAGUGAAAUGUAGAUAAA